Schistocerca piceifrons (Central American locust) is the source of this 2005-nucleotide messenger RNA. RefSeq names its product ADP-ribosylation factor-like protein 5B (gene Arl5). Gene Ontology annotation, biological process: vesicle-mediated transport; intracellular protein transport; protein localization to Golgi membrane. The record is from RefSeq and is a predicted model, not a curated record. Bases 597 to 1136 code for a protein of 179 amino acids. Gene Ontology annotation, cellular component: cytoplasm; trans-Golgi network. Gene Ontology annotation, molecular function: GTP binding; GTPase activity. The transcript is spliced from 4 exons. Lineage: Eukaryota; Metazoa; Arthropoda; Insecta; Orthoptera; Acrididae.
AAGCGAAAUCUGAUUGCGUGACGUCACAGUGAGAAUCAACAAGAGAAAGGCUGUGGGAGUGAUAGUAUUUUUUACUGGGAGAGUGACGUUUAAAUGAGAUUAAGUGCACCAUAUGAAGCCUUCAUUAGUCACCGCUCGAAGCGUCAAGAAGUCAUCGACAUUGUUAUUAUGCUAACGAUUCUGUGAUGUACAAGCCGUUUUAUAGAUAGUACAACACCUUUUCGCAGACCUCAUGUUUCAUGGUCAUUUAACUGUAACAAAUGGCCUACUUUACACAUAGGUUGUGGAAACUGGAGUAAAUGGCAAUUCCGUGUCCAACAAGUAAAGAAGGUGUUGGAAUCGAUAGUGCCUGCCAGCUUCAUUUAUGGUUAAUUCAUUAUCAUGUUAGGUUAGAAACUGUAACUUGUUAAAUUUACGUAAGUUCAUAGUACUUGUUUGAUGUAUGAGAGAUACCAGUCGCCAGUGGCAUUGAGUGAAAGUGAGUAUUUUUAUAACGGUUUACGUGGUUUUUCGUCGACGUACCAUAUUGCGAUGGCAAUAGGCUGGUGAUUGUUUACCAAGUUCCAUUUUUUUGUAUAACACUGCGUGAUAGAACAAUGGGGCUGCUGUUUUCUAAAAUUUGGAGCCUGUUCGGAAAUGAAGAACACAAGAUUGUGAUGGUGGGCCUGGACAAUGCGGGCAAGACGACGAUCCUGUACCAGUACCUGAUGAACGAGGUGGUGCACACGAGUCCCACAAUUGGCUCCAACGUCGAGGAGGUGGUCUGGAAGAACAUCCAUUUUAUCAUGUGGGACUUGGGUGGCCAGCAGUCCCUGCGCGCUGCCUGGAGCACCUACUAUGCCAACACGGAGUUCGUGAUCCUGGUGGUGGACUCGACGGACCGGGAGCGCAUCGGCGUGUGCCGGCAGGAACUGUGCCGCAUGCUGCAGCACGAGGAGCUGUCGAAGGCGGCGGUGCUGGUGUAUGCCAACAAGCAGGACCUGCGCGGCUCCAUGUCGGCGGCAGAGAUCUCUCGCCUGCUUGACCUCACCUCCAUCAAGCACCACCAGUGGCAGAUCCAGUCCUGCUGCGCCCUCACCGGAGAAGGGUUGUACCAGGGCCUGGAGUGGAUAUGCAGCCAGCUGAAGAAGAAGUGACGGCCGAUGGGGGCGUAGCGCGGGCGCGGCUCCCCCUGCCGGCGGGCCCGCAGGCGGGGCGGGGCGGAGGGGAGGCGGCGGCGGCGGAGGCGGAGUCUGCCAGCCACCCGAAACAUCACAGUGACUAGGGGGCCGACUGGGCAGCGUUGCGCAUCCGCCUGUGCGUAUUGCCGUGCGGGUGUGUGGACUGGACAAACAGGGACAGAAAGUGACUGAAAUAUGUGAUAAUUUUUCGUUUAGAUUGCAUUUUAAUUUCUUCGGAGGAAUAAAUCUGAAGUCGUUCAGUGUAAGGACAUCACUGUUAUUGCUAUUACUGUAUUAUAAUGAUUAUUAUCUUUUCUUUCAUAAGUUCAGUAUAAUUAGGGUAGAACUUUAAGUCUGCCACUUAGCCCCCCCUCCCUUCCCCCACCUUCCCCAGGCCAUAUCAUUUUGCCACAACUCGUCCUCUUCCAUAUUUUAAGUGAAUAAAAAGGAAGUUAUUCAGUUAAAAAAUGAAAUAAGUGCUAGCAUUUUUUGUCAAGUUACGAGCAGUAUUGUGAUCUUUGUGCGCUGUUUGUGUUACCUUAUCGUGUUUGUGUCCUCAAUUUUUGUACGCGGGCUCCGUUUGGACGGGGUACGCAGAAAGUGGCAAUUGCAGUCGUGUCUCCCACAGAUUUGUGAGGGCUGUGAUAGAUUUUUAUGAAAUAACUGUUCCAUUCCCAAUAAUGUGACUUCUCGUCGUGUGGAGACGUUUUACUCACUGUGAACACCAGAACUCUAAAAAAUGAACACUCGGCUGCAGUAUGCGGCAGGUUUUCUGCCUUGUCCAGUAAAUAAGCUACAGGUCUAAAUCGCAUUUCAGUAACUGUAGAAAUAAACAAUUACUUGCA